Messenger RNA from Peniophora sp. CBMAI 1063, 270 nucleotides. The record is from the annotation of a GenBank genome assembly. Lineage: Eukaryota; Fungi; Basidiomycota; Agaricomycetes; Russulales; Peniophoraceae.
AUGUUUGGUACCCUCAUAUACUUCAGCGUGCUCAUGGUCAAUGCAAUUGCCAUUCUCAACGAGGAGCGAUUUCUUGCGCGAAUCGGCUGGACUGCUGGUCCUCAAUUGCAAACCAAUGCCGGUUUCGAGAACGACGUAUACGGGCAGCAGGAUAUUGGCGUGAAGGCGAGGUUAAUAAACCUCAUCGGCGCCGUACGAACACUCUUACGCAUACCGCUCAUCGCUCUCAACAUCGCCAUAAUACUUUAUGAACUUCCUUUUGGAUCAUAA